UUUGUUUUUCUUUUAUAAUAGUCUUGUUUUUUUGUUAAUUUCAAUUAAUUUGUUUGAUUUUCCUUUUGAUUAAUAGUUGCUACUAUUUGCUUUGAUUAAUACAAAGCCCUUUAAUAAUACAAGAACAAGUUCUAUCUCCCCUACUUGUUUUUUUUUCGCAAUUGUUAUUUUAAAAGUUUCCCUCUAAUUUACUAAUAGGAGCUUUUUUAUUCUCGAAACAAUCAGGGACAACUACAUUUAUUCUACGUUAUGAAGGUUGCUCUUACAUUUGUUAAUCUCGUCUUAUUGGCAGGUGCAACUUUACUUUUAUUGUUGACUGUUCUUUCUGGUUCUUCCAACCAUAGACCAUUGAAUGAAUUCUAUUGGUUAAAGGCUAAUACCUCUGGUAUUCCAGGUGCUCCAAGUUUCUCUGCUUGGACUUUCUGGGGUGUUUGUGAAAGGGAUGAUUACUCCAAGUGUACCAAUGGUCCAGCUUAUCCUAUUUCUCCAGUUGAUAACUUUUCCACUACUUCUGAUGUUCCAGAAAAGUUUAUUAAGAACAAGGAUAUGUUCUACUAUUUAACUCGUUUCUCCUUUGCCUUCACUCUUGUUGGUCUUGGAUUUGCUGGUGUUGCCUUAAUUAUUGACAUUUUGGGAUUCUGUUUCACUUCCAUUGAUAAGGUUGUUGUUGCCUUUGUUGCCAUUAGUUUGUUCUUUACUGCUGGUGUUGCUGCCUUCCAAACUGCUGCUUGUGUUUUAGCCAAGCAAGCUUUCAAUGAUGCUAAUUUGUCCGCCACUGUUGGUUUAAAGUCAAUGGCCAUCAUUUGGGCUGCUGUUGUUUGUUUAUUACUUUCUUUCUUCAACACUUGUGCUGCUAAUAUUUCCAACUCUUAUAAGAAGCACAUGGACAAUGUAAGAAGUCAAAAGGAGUACGACUCUUACUCUCAACCUCCACCAGUCACCACUACUGGUCCAGAAGGUGAUGAAUCAUCUUUCACUAGAGCUGCCCCAGAACCUGAACUUAAGGAAGAAAGCAGUGGUGGUGUUAGAUUCUUCAAGAUUAAGAGAAACGCCAAGGUUUCUGACGAUGAAAGUGUUUAGGAGAUUUUUAAUAUCCUGAUGGUUGGUUUAAUAUUUACUCUCUCCAUGUAAUAUCUACCAUCAACUUUUUUUUUAGAAAGAUCUAUAUAUAGGUUCUUUGUAUUAUAUAAUACUUUCUUUAGCUUGACUAGAGAAAAAAGAAGAUAAGAAAAUG
[Candida] anglica is the source of this 1234-nucleotide messenger RNA. NCBI's taxonomy places the organism in Eukaryota, Fungi, Ascomycota, Pichiomycetes, Serinales, Debaryomycetaceae. The record is from the annotation of a GenBank genome assembly.